Malaya genurostris is the source of this 16825-nucleotide messenger RNA. RefSeq names its product microtubule-associated protein futsch (gene futsch). Gene Ontology annotation, molecular function: microtubule binding; actin binding. Lineage: Eukaryota; Metazoa; Arthropoda; Insecta; Diptera; Culicidae. Gene Ontology annotation, biological process: regulation of microtubule depolymerization; axonogenesis; dendrite development. The record is from RefSeq and is a predicted model, not a curated record. The transcript is spliced from 6 exons. Bases 1125 to 13619 code for a protein of 4164 amino acids. Gene Ontology annotation, cellular component: microtubule associated complex; microtubule; synapse.
AAUCGUUUUCGCAGAAAGUGGUGACUUGGCUCCUAGACUCUGUAAACGCCGGUCGCAGUGUCUUCUCCAGUACUGAGCAUCAGAUAAAAUAUCCAAAGAAUUAAAGGCUAUCUAACCAAUAAUUGAAGCAGCUGAGAUAUAAAACCAGCAGAAAAUAAAACGUGCGAUUUUGAGACUUGUUAGAAGGUUGAAAGUCGGUUUCUCCAGCGAACCACGCAGGAAGAUUAUUUAUUCCCAACAAAUUCCAUCGUUCAAGUUUAGUAGUAAAAUAGUUUUAGUAAAAAAAAACAACAAAUUGUUUUCCAGUUUUUUCUACCCGGAUAAAAAAGGUGAUUUUUAAGUUUUCCAUCAGAAACAACACAUUGGUCGAAUCCUACGCAAACCCGAAAAGUGAAAAUCUAGUGGUGAUUCAUCGGGCUCGGACUCAUUGCAGUUGGUUGAAUAAAAGCAGAAAUUUUGUGCCCGAAAGGAAAAUUUUCAUUGAUCUGUCUGUGUGUCGAAAGCAAAAAGAACGACCAAGAGUUCCUUCGGGGAAUAAAGAAGAAGUAACAGCAGUGGAAAAAAAAGUUUCCUUCUUGCUCGUAGUAGUCCGGUUUCGAUGGAAAACUGAGGUGUUCCCGAGCGAGAGCACGCAUUUGUGUGAGGUUCGGUAUUGGGAGCGAUAGAGAGAAAGAGAGCGAGUAAGAGUGAAGCUUUACAGAAGGACAUACGGGAACAAUACAGAACAGAUUCCAGAUUUCCAAUUUUCUACCAGUUUUCCGCAGACCGACGGAGAGUUCAACUGAGCGAAAGAGAAGGAUAAGAGUUAAAGUUGGAAAUCGAAGGCACGAGGCUAGUGUGUUAGUGUUCGCCACUACUUCUGACAGGUCCUGUAGAAACUUUUCGUGCGACGGGUGCGGCCAUAGAUUGUAUCCGCUUUCACCAAUACCAGUCGAUCGACCGAAGGAUCUGACGUGUGACAAUUUCGGUGAAAAGUUUCGAUCAGACAGUCUACGGUAAAUUGUUCUGAAGUAGAAUCGUUCGAGCCAAUCUAGUGCCGGCUAUUCUAUUGUUAGGAAAGUGAUUUGAUCUUACUUGCAACCGCAAAGGUAUCUGUCAAACUGUCUAAUCUAUCUACCAGCGAGAUGUCGGGGGAUCAAAGCGGUCCCGUUGAGUUGAAUGGUACCGGAGGUGCACCAGGUGGUGGCAGUGGUAGCAACGGCGUCCACGUAGACGGUACCAUGAAUGGUGGCGGUACCAUCAGCCCUGGGGGCGGAGGGGGCAGUGAUGCUGGCGGUGCCGGUGGUCAGAACGCAGCGGACACUGGCUGCUCGGAUGGACCGUCCAGCAUCAUCGGCGUUGGCCCACCGAGUCCACUGACCGGGUGCUAUCUGCUUAUCGUCAUUGGCGAGCCACACUCUCAGGACCACAAGGAUAUCAUUCUGCAGCGACUUGUCAAAGGGUUCCUGUCAUGGGACGUGUUGGAUUGUCACGUCGACCUGGAGGAGGAGCUGCACGCCAUUACGCUGCAGGCGCUCGAGGGCGAGGAAGGCAAGCACGGUGAACGGCUGAUCCAGUAUGCGAGCGAGAAUCUCGUCACGGAGAUCCUGAUCCAUCCGCAGAUCAACACCUUUAUCCAGUGCAUACGGAAUCUGCUGAGCAGCUUCACCCGACAUCGGCACAUCAUCCAUACCGGGUACACCUUUGCCGCCAACGGUUCCUGGGUACUGCAGGAUGGAACCUUCUCGGUCAUUGACUUCAUGGAGGCAUUCCAGGAGCACGAAGUGCAACGGGUUCUGCGUGCCUAUCCGGACACAAUCACGAUGGAUAUCCACUGUGCUCCGGUCGGCAACUGGGCCUCGAUCCAGGACAAGACCUUUGCCCGGCUCUGCCGCAUCCGGCUCAAUCCGGUCGAUGUGCUGAGUUCGGGCAGUGACAAGUUGAGCGCGUUCGUGGACUACCUGGCAACGAUGAUCGUACCGACGGAAAUAUCGGAAUUACUGGAAAGCUCGGACGUGGUCGGAAACAUCCGCUUCAGUCAUCCGACGCUGUAUGUUUUUCCUGGAGGGCAAGGCGAUGCAGCACUUUUCGGAAUCAAUGGGUUCAACAUGCUAGUCGACGGCGGUUUCAGUCGAAAGUCUUGCUUCUGGGAUUUCGUUCGCCAUCUAGACCGUUUGGAUGCAGUGUUGAUGACACGCAUCAACAACACCAAUAUCAAGGGAAUUUCGGCAGUAGUCGAACGCAAGAAUGAAGCCCAUGUGUAUCCUCAAAUUGGUCAUUUCUUCUGUAAUAUUCCCGAACGUAAAGGCCUCUUGAGUCCGGAUGGAGACAAGGACCGAGAUCCGCUGCUAGUGGAUCUGAUUGAAGAAGGUCACCAGAUCGUCACUAACCUCAAAUCGUUGAAUUUGAAAGCACAAAAUUGCUAUCGUGAUACGGAGCCCAUCAAUCUGUACCAUAAAGUUGGACACGGUACCCUUGACAUGUACGUAAUCAGUCCAGCAAAGGAUUCCAAGGAGGUUAAAGAAUUUCUCGCCAAGUGGAUAGCUGCUGAUCCCAAAUUGUUCACUCCGAAUAAUUCCAAAGAGUUUACAUUUCCUGUUCAAAAUAUUAUUUCAAUCUGUGCCCUGCUAGUGUGGACUCCUGCCAAUCCGGAAGACAACAUCACUAGAAUACUCUUCCCGGGGUCCGCUCCCGAGUACAAAAUUCUCGAAGGACUGGAAAAAAUGAAAAACGUCGAAUUCAUGCGCCAUCCUGUAUGUGCCGUCAAGUCGAUCGCUCCUAGUAUUUCGACGCAAGUUUUUACCAAGAAAGCUCUGAAAUCAUCCUCCAUCGAUAAGAUCAUUCCCGAGCCAAUCCUUCCGUCCAAGAUAAUUAAACCAUCUGAGAAGGAUAAUAAACUUCUAGACAACAAAAUAAAAAUGAUCGACAACAAACUAGCUGAUGCUACCAAGAGUUCCUCGGAAAUCAUAGACAGCUCAGGGGACGAAGCCAAACUAGAGAAACAUAUGACCAAAUCAUCAGUGGCUACUGUCGCUGCAGUGAAAGUGGACGCGGGCAAACUGAAAACGAUUAAGACGAAAGCAACCGAAUCAGCCAAAAAACAGGACAACAAAACGUUUGAAACUAGCAAAAAGCUUGAACCAGACGAGAAGAAAGACUCAUCUGAUGCUGGAUCCGAGAAAGAUGAAACCGAUAAGAAACCAGAAGAAGACAAAGAAACGAAAGAAGAUGAAUCCAAGGAGAGCAAAAAACAAGAAUCACCUUCGAUCAAAGAUGAAACCAAAGCAAUCAAGAAAAUCAGUGAACGCGCUAGUCGACCGGCAGUCGGCCGUUCACGAAUUGACUCCAAGCCCUCUAAAGUUACAAAAACUAUCAAGAAAAAGGACGAUACCAGUAAAUCGUCUCCAACCACACCGAAAAAGACAAUUGAACCCAAACUCACCAAUGGAGUAGCCGAGAAGAAAGACGAUGAAACGAAGAAACUCGGCGGACCUCCGAAAACAACAAAACCGAUUAGUACUAAACCGGGCAAAGUGAGUCCUAAAAGCACACCGGCCAAGAGUGCCAAGGAUGCCAAUAACCGCAAGGUACUGGAAGCUCGUCAGCGUCCGUUAACGAAAACUGUGCCCAAAAAGGAAUCUCCAGCUGCCCCGGAAAAGAAGGAGUCACCGCCCAAAAUUGAACGUAAACCUCUAUCCCGUCGUCCCAAGGGAACCACAGCCGGUCACGCCGUAGGCGGAAGUCCCGUGAAAGCCAAAAAAGUUCUGAAAUCCGAAAAGGAUGCUGUCAUUCGAAAAGCGAAACUUGAUAAAAAUGGCACCACUGAUUCCAGUCUGGUUUCCACUCCGAGUGCAGAUGAAGCAGGAGUCGCUGUUCAGAAACGCAUCAUCGAUACAUCGGGGGCAGUGUCUACUGUUGGGGAUGAUUCCGGCAGUGGAAUUGAUCCUGCUCAGCAACAACACCUUGCAGAACUGAAGGAAGAACAGGACGCAGUUCGUGAAAUAGAAGCUGUGUUCAAGCGCGACUCCGAGAAAGUAACACGACGUGAGCUGCUCUCGGAACAUCGGGAGAUACAGGAUAGCACUACAGAACCAGAAGAGGAGGAAGAGUACUUGAUCAUUGAGAAAGAAGAGCAGUACACAGAAGACUCGAUAAAUGAACCGGAAAGCAGUGCGACCAAAGAGGAAGAAAUUCAGAAACACCAGAGAGAUUCGGAAGAAUCGGAGAAACGAAAACGUGAUAGUCUGGAAGGAACCGAGAAAGCGGAUAUCGCAAAGGCUGAAGGAGAAACUGCUACAGUGGUAGAAAUCAUCGAAGGCGACAAGGACGAGAUCGAAGAAGAAGCAAAGCCAGAAGAUGAGGAAACCAACGUUGAUAAGGAAACCAUUGAAGAGGUUAAGGAACAAGACGAAGGAGCAGAGAAGCUUUCGCCGAAACACAAGCAAGAGUUAGCAGAAGAGGUUCAAGAUAUUAUUGCAUCUGCAAAAGAAAUCGCCAAAUCCAAAAUGGAAACUUCUAUGGAUGGACUAAAAACAGAAGAAAUUUCAUCAAUAAGCCCUGACGAGAAAAUAAGCAGCACCAAGAAAACGAGUGACACUCGUGAUGAGAACGAACCGGGUGUUGCACCGAAAGAACAUAUCGAACCUCCACACGAGAGUCACCACGAGGAACGAGUUUCAGCAACGGGAGAAUCUGGUGCAACGACUACAGCCCCUACGCUUCCUGAAGACGAACGUAUUCCGUUGGAUGAGAUCAAGGAAGAUCUGGUGAUUGAAGAGAAGCAUAUUAAGGAGGAAACCAAGGAAGUGGAGGUGGUUCCCCCUCCCCCAACUGUUUACGAACCAUUGGAAAGGCCUACACCAGCAAAGAUGCAAUUCAGUGCACAGCAAGCUCACAUGAGAGACGUUGUCAAGACACCAGACGAGGUCGCUGAUUUGCCAAUGCACGAGGAAGCUGAUUUCGAAGAAUAUAGCGAAGAUAAGGACAAAGAAGCUGAGAAGGAACGUGACAUUAAAGAAAAACCACAAGUUGCGGAAUCGGCACAAAAGGAGACUGAAGAGAAGAAACCCGAAAAGACUGAAAAGGUAGUUACUGAUAAAUCGGCCGAAAGUGAUAAACAAUGUGAUACGGUGAAAGAUGUUAAGGAAGAAGUUCAAGAAAUUGUUGCAAAGGUGGAGAAAGACAUCAAAGUGGAAAGUCCUCCCAAACAGGAAACACUAUCUACGUCGACUAAGGACAAGAUUGAUGAGGUCGAUGUACUGAAAGACCUAGAAUCGCAAAUAAUACCCAAAGAAGCCGAGGUCAAGGAGAAGGAAGAGCCUGCUAAGUCCCCAGAUACUAUGCCGGAGGCCGUAGAAACUUCCGACGAAGACCGGAAGUCUGUACACGAAGAAGAAAUUGUUCCAACAAAGGUUGAUUCUAAAAUUCCAAUUCCGGGCGAACCUUCAGUACUAGAUGCAAUAUGGGAGGCACCUGCCAAAGCAGAGGAAAAGUUGGAGGAGCUGAAGCAAAUCAUCGAUGAUAAAACGAAAGAAACUACUUCCAGCCUAGUUGCCAUGAAAGAUGAAAUGGUAAAAGAUCUAGUCGAAUUCAAAGAAGAUGUAAUCGAGAAAGCCAAAACAGAAAUCGUCGAUGUGGAUAAAAAGUUGGUGGGAUCGAUAACUGAUUUGGGGAAGGAUGCAGAAAAAGCUGUCUUGACUAAAGCUGAAGAAGUAGUGCAGGAGAUAGCAGCUAAGGGCACAACCGUCAGUAAUGAUUUACAAACCAAAGCUGAGCAAUUAGAUGACAAGAUUGCAGCUGAAGUCGAGUCUGUUAAGAAUGAAGUAGAUCAAGUUGUUACCAAAGCCGAUGACGUUCUGGCGAAAAUUGCUGAUGAGAAAAAGGAAUUAGAGAAGAUGGCAAAAGAUAUCACAGACGAAGUCACCGAGAAAAUAGAGGAAACGAAAAAACAAUUAGACGAUGAAAUCAACAAAACCGUGGAACUGGCACAGGAGAAAGCAAAAAGUGGAAUUAGCUCCUUCUUGGGAGGAAUUACCGAUGGACUGAAAUCAGGGAUUGAAAAAAUUGCCGAUAAGGUGGAAUCAAAAAUCAAAGAUAAAACCGAUCAAAUGGAGAGUAAAUUACAGGAGGUGACGGAUAAAAUCGAGGAACUGAAGGGUAAAGAAAUUUCUGCUGAGAUUGUCCCCGCAGCUGAGUCAGCGGAUAGUUUUGGACGCAGCUAUACACAGGAGCUUCGCGAAACUCAUAUCACAACUCUAGACUCUCCAAUCAGUGAUGCAGAUAAGCUUCAAGACAUUAAGACAAUAGUAAAUAUUCCGCAGCACAUUGACGAGGAUAAAGAAUUAACAGAGAUUGAAGAUUCCAAGCAAGCAGCUGGUUCCUACAUACUGGCAGAAGUGAAGUAUUCUAGUUUUGAGGAUGCCAACCUUCGUGACAUCAAGGAGGAGGAAGACGAAGAUCGUGAUACACCUCCACAGAAAGGCGAUAAAAAGUCGAUCACUCCGAAGCUAGAACCAGUUGUUCAACCUCCACGUGCAAGGACUCCGGAAGAUGUUGCAAAGAUUGUAGCAAAUGUCGCCGAAGUGCUAAAAUCAGACAAAGAUUUGGAAGAGAUAAUUCCGGGAUUUGAUCCGGUCGAAUUGGAAAGAAAACUAUCGCAAGGAGCUCCCCGAGACGAAGAUGUUGGUACGGUGCAACGAAUGUUGGUGACAACAAGCAGUGAAGAUGGUGGUGAAGAAAUUGACAUAUGUCCACCAGGUACAAUCACUUUCUCCAAAUCUCCAACACCGGAGCCACAAAUUUCUGGUAAAACUACUCCUGACAUCAGACUUGACGAACAGGCCGUUGAACAGAAAACUGUUACGGAAAAAACGGACAAACCUAAACUUCCUGAAGUACAGCAGCAAACAGAUAAGACAAGUCCGGCAUCCUCGGGAAAAUCCUCUCCGGAUCUUAAAACGUCACCAACAUCGAUCGAAGAGAAGGAGAAACAUGAACUGCCGGAAAAGGCAGUGGUAGUUGAUACCAAAAAAGCUCCCGAAAAAGAACUGGACAACCGCAAAGAAUCAUUGGCAGAGCAGUAUGACCUAAUCGACGAUUCGCGCCGAGAAUCUGCAAUUAGCAACUUCAGCGAGCGGGACUAUACGAAAGAUGAAAGCUCAUUCUUGGACGACCGAGAUUCGUCCCGAGCGCAUUCUAUUUCCAGUCACAUCAGCGAUAUCAAAGAAGAUGCAGCUGAUGCUAAACUGAUAACGGAUUUUCAGAAAGAUUUCGAUGAGGUGGGUAAACAGAAAGACGACGUAUUUGCUAAGAAAGUCGAAGAGUUAUCUAGUCCGGAAUCGGUUACUAGUCAGAAGACGAUUUCGGAAAAAGUGACGACAGAUGAGAAGAUUAAACCGGCCACAACUGAAACCGUGGACGAUGAGAAAAAAUCCCAGUUGGACGCGGUCAAAUUACAAGUUGAACCGGAAGCAAAAGAAAUUUCCCGUCCGGAAUCCGCCACUUCACAAGUGAGCGACAAAGCUUCCAGCGAGGAAAAACGACCAGAAUCUGCUAUUUCGCAUGUCAGUGACAAAGCUUUAACUGACAAGUCUGAGGAUAAACCAGAAAUCAAAGAAACAUCCCGACCAGAAUCCGUAGCUUCUCAUGUAAGCGAGAAAGCAGUUUCUGAAAAAUCAGAAGAUAAAGUUGCUCCCAAGGAAGCUUCUCGACCGGAGUCUGCUGCAUCUCACGUAAGCGAAAAAGCAGCUUCGGAGAAAACCGAAGAGAAAAUUGCCUCUAAGGAGGUUUCACGACCGGAGUCUGCCGUCUCAAAUGUAAGUGACAAAGCUUCAACGGAUAAGCCGGAAGAUAAACCAGAAGUCAAGGAAGUUUCUCGGCCGGAAUCCGUUGCAUCCCAUGCAAGUGAAAAGGCAGCUUCUGAAAAAUCCGACGACAAAGUUGCUUCCAAGGAGGCUUCUCGACCGGAGUCUGCUGCGUCUCAUGUGAGCGAAAAGGCACCUUCAGAGAAACCUGAUGAAAAAGUGGCCUCUAAGGAAGCUUCACGACCUGAUUCCGCUGUUUCUCAUGUGAGUGAUAAGGCUCCGACUGACAAGAUCGACGAUAAAUCAGCAUAUAAAGAGGCUUCUCGGCCUGAAUCUGCUGCUUCCCAUGUAAGUGAAAAGGCAGUUUCUGAAAAAUCUGAAGAAAAAGUAGCUUCCAAGGAGGCUUCUCGACCGGAGUCUGUUGCGUCCCACGUCAGUGACAAAACUUCGACUAGCAAGCCUGAAGAUAAACCCGAAGUCAAAGAGAUCUCACGGCCUGAGUCCGCCGCAUAUCAUGUGAGUGAAAAGCAAAGUUCUGAAAAAUCUGAAGAUAAAAUUGCUUCCCAGGAGGUUUCCCGACCCGAAUCUGCUGUUUCGGGAACGACUGACGACAAACUUAAUGUUAAAGAAUCUUCUAGGCCAGAAUCCGCGGCCUCAAACGUGAGUGAAAAGUCCCCAAUUGAAUCUUUGGAUAAACCUGCAGACAAAGAAGCCUCCAGACCAGAAUCCGUUGUUUCGCAUGGCAGCGGAAAGGCUGAAGCAAAGCCUGACAGUGGUGCAACUUCUCGACCGGAAUCCGCAGCUUCUCACGUAAGCGAGAAACCUUCGACUGACAAGGCCGAAAAUAUACUAGAAGUUACGGAAGUUUCUCGACCGGAGUCUGUAUCAUCUCAAGCCAGCGAAAAAGUGCUACCUGAUGACAAAUUUGACGCCAAAGAGAAAGCUGAAUCCGGGGAUAAAACCGUUUCCAAAGAAAUCUCUCGACCGGAGUCCGUUGCUUCUCACAUGAGCGAGAAAUCAGAAGAAAAAGUGAGUGCUAAGGAAACAUCUCGUCCGGAAUCCGUGGCAUCCCAUGUCAGUGAAAAAGCUUCUACAGGCGAACCAGCUGACAUCAAGGAGACCGCUCGACCUGAGUCCGUUGUUUCUCAUAUAAGUGAAAAGGCUCCUUCCGAUAAAACAGAGGAAAAAGCAGGUGCUACUGAUGGUUCUAGGCCAGAAUCUGCUGCAUCCCAUGGCAGUGGGAAAACUCCAACUGGCAAAUCCGAGGACAAAUCAACCAUUGAGAGUCAUUCGCGUCCAGAAUCUGCUACUUCACAUACAAGUGAAAAAACCACUUUGGAUAAAUCUGGUUCAAAAUCCGUUGAAUCGGCACAGUCUCGUCCGGAGUCUGUAGUCAGUCACGUGUCAGAAAAAGGGGACGAUAAACUAACGGAGCCACAUGACACUUCCAGACCUUUAUCAGCCGCUAGCGAUAAGUCGCCGUUGGAGGAAAUAUCGGAAACGACGAAAACUGAAGAACCGAUAAAAGAAGAAUCCAAAGAACAAUCGCGACCUGAAUCUGCCGGAAGCAAAGGAACGGAUGAAGCGAAAGCUACAUCAAGACCUGAAUCAGCCGCUAGUCACGUUAGUGAAAAGGAAAUUGCCACCAAAACGAAAAUGGACGUUGCUAAAACUGAUUCGAUUGCAGUCAAACCCGUUUCGGAACAAAAAACAGAGCAAAAAGAAUUGUCGCGUCCUGAGUCAGUAGCAAGUCAUGCCAGUGACAAGGAGAAAUCGGAAUCCACUGUGGGAACUAAAGCCUCGGAGCCGGAAUCGAAGGAAACGGAAAUAUCCAGGCCAGAUUCUGCUACCAGUCACAUCAGUGACGGUGCGAAAAAGGACGAAAAAAUCUCGUCUCGACCGGAAUCAGCCGCGAGUCACAUCAGUGAUAAACUUGUUGAAGACAAGAAAUCAGAGGGAAAAGAUCCACUGGACAAGGAACGGUCAAUGUCGGUAAUCAGUUCUACAAGCGACAAAGCUGCAGUCAGCGAAAAGGAUGCCUCUCGGCCAACAUCAGCUGCAAGUCAUACGAGCGAACAAGGACCUGGUAAGGUUGAAGCUGACAAGGAAAAGACUCCCUCAGCUCCUGAAUCGGAAAAAUCCAAGUCUAGACCAGCAUCGGAAGCCAGUCAUGUGAGUGAAUCAGAAAGCGCUCCGAAAGAAGAUAAACUUUUGUCUCGUCCAGAAUCCGCAGCGAGUCAUGGGAGUGAGAAAGAGAGAAAAACGGACGAAAAGGAACCUUCGCGUUCGGAAUCAGCUGCUAGUCAUGGUAGUGAAAAACCCUCUACUACUGAUAUAAAAUCAACUGAUACAAUUGUCAAUGGAGAAUUCUCUCGCCCCGAAUCUCCCGCAAGUUGUUCCAGUGAUAAAGUGCUCCCUUCCAAGGAACCGGAAUCCAAAAGUGUCGAAAAAGAUUUAGCUCGUCAGGAUUCGGCUGCUAGCUAUCACGGUGAACCAAUACCCGGUGAAAAGACAUUUUCUAGACCCGAAUCUCCAGCAAGCGCUGGUGAGGAAGAACAAGAUAAAUUAGCUCCUUCGUCGGAGAAAAAAUCGGAUGAAGCUGCUGACAAGAAAUCGGAACAAGUUUCUGAUAUAAAAUCAGCAGAAACUGAAAAAUACUGUUCACGUCCGGAAUCUCCAGCUAGCUGUGGCGACGCAUCAGAGCUACCAAAGGCAGCAUCCGAGGAUUCCAGCUUUCCCGAAAAGGAUCUUGCCAGACAAGAUUCCACUGCCAGCUACCAUGGAGAACCAAUACCCAAUGAGAAACAAUUUUCACGCCCAGAUUCGCCAGCAAGUUGCGCAAGUGACGCUGCAGUUCCUCCACAGGGAACGGUUGACUCCAAAGUAACAUCCCGACCGGAGUCUGUAGUCAGUGAAAAGGCUGUCGGAAAGGAUAUCUCCCGACCGGAGUCAGCUGCGAGCCAAAUGAGUGAAAAGGAUGUUGCAGCAUCCAAGUCACCGAUUGCACCCACUACCGAAUCUCCUACCGUGACUCAGCAACAAAAAUUGGUGGAAUCACUUUCACGUCGUGAAUCGGCCACCAAGGAAGAUCGUCCAAGUUCGGCAUUAAGUGACCACGCGGAAGAACAGGAAGAGAAAGUUUACAAGAAGGAAUCUCGAUCUAAAUCCCUCUCAGCCGUGAUGUCGUCCACGACGCAAAAGAUCACAUACGAAGGUAGUGCUCUCGGUGCAUUGGAAGAAUUAGCAUCUUCCCGUGACGAUUUACAUGUUGGAAAGACACCUCGCGAGAGCAUUACUGACAUUGUUAAAGAAAAAGAUCAGAAAAUUGAAUCCUUUACGUUGCCACUGUCUGGGGAAGUCCAGUUUCCGAUUGAAGACAAGCGUACUGUUAGUGAUUUUCCUAUGUACGAAACGACAGAAGAUAGCCCGGAUGGAACUGACCACAUCUUACCUGGCAUGGACCGACUGCUGAAGGAAUCGUGCGAUUCGAUGAAAGAAAUCGAAAAACUUUCAACAAAUGUCAUUUCAAUGAUCAAACAAACGGAGGAAAAAGGAGAACCUAGUAAAGCAGAAGAAAAAACGUCUUCAAUGGCUUUUCCUUUUUUCGAAAGUGGUAAAUCCACCCCGCUUUCCACAGAGAAAGACAAAUCGCAUACAUCCAGUAUUAAGUCCGUUAGUCCACAUGAAAAGGACUCACUCGAAGGAAGUUCGGCUUCGCUCAAUACCUUCAUCGAAAAGGAUAGUCUUUCGGAAAAUACGACGAAACAAGUAACAAUUAAAAUGAGUGCGAUAGAGGAAUCCAAUUUGAAGACUUCUACAACAACCGGUAUAACAACUGGCAAAACUGAAAGCUCUGAUCUAUUGGGAGGAGUGAAAACACCACCCACGGCACCGAUCAGCCCCAAUGUGGUGAAGGAGGAAUUUAGUUUGGACGAAACUACAACAGCAGUAUCGAGUAUCUCGUCCUCCAACCAGAUGGUCAAGCAACACAAGGAAGAUGCAUCUGGUAUUUCAACACCUAAAGAGUCUGUACCGUCUGGAAAGAGCAGCCCAGGAUUGGCAUCCGUUCAAACAGGUAGUACAGAUAGUGCGUCCAAGUCAAUCAACCUCGGCCACAGUUCAGGUAUUGAAACAUCAGACUCAUCUCCAAAGCCAACAUCACCGUUCCCGAAAGUAAUCGAUACACUGAAGACCGACGAAAUUAAGACUAGCUCGGGAAUGAGUACGCCUGAUAUGACCCGUACUUCCACACCGGAUAUGGUGGAUUCACAAAUCGAACGUGUACCGGAUGAAAAAACAAUCUCCAAAACCGCAACGAUUGAUCCUACAACGAUCGGUGAAAUGACCGCGGUAGACAACUCGACAAAGACUGCUGCGGAUACCAAAAAAGAUGACACUAGUAGUGCAGCUGACUCCAUGUCCACUUCCAGUGUCACGACCACAACAACGGCUAAGAUCGUAAAGGAGACUGUAAAAACACCUGGAACUCUCACUCUAACAACAACAGAAGAUCGCAGUUUGACGGAAGAAUACGAUGACAAGGACAUUCUUUCGCCACGAUCGGAUAUAUCUUCCGGCCAAGCCUCGCGCAUUGUAGCCGCAUGGCAUGACGAAGAUGUUCCAGGAUCACCGAUGAGCGUCACUUCACAAGCUCCACAAUCUCCCAGCACGAAGUACACAUAUGACUACGACCUUCAACACUCAAGUUCGGGUGUAAGCAAAAAAUCAGACAUUGAGAUCGAUGACAGUCAGGAUGAGAUUCCUCCGCAGUAUGAUAGUGAAGAAGUUAAAUCUGCCAUUACGAUCGCAUCUGCGUACAAACCGGAUCCAAUGAGUACCUCGUUCUACGGACAACUUCCCGAUGUUUCAGACACAGCCGUUACAAAAUCAGUACCAAUUCCUAUCACCACCUCCGGAAAGGCAUUUUCAAAAACCUAUAUGGAGUAUGCUUCCAGUGGGGACAGCAGUAUAGAUUCUAGCCAACACAAGACGACCAGGGACAGUAAAUACCUCGACGAUGCCGAUCUUGAUUUCGAGAAAACUUUCACCAAAUCCGAUCAAGUAGACUUGAUGACCACAUCGAUGCACUUUUCCAGUGAGAAAGAAUUCAUGGCUGCAACUUCUAUUGCACCAUCGGGUGCCACUACGGUUGCCGAUGGCAGUAAGAAAGAACUAGAUUUUACCGCAAGUGGACUCCCCUCGAGCGUCUCCCCUCAACAAGCACAAACUACUGUAGCGAGUACAACACAAUCCGGUACUAGUACCAGUAGCACCAGUAGCACCGGCCAACCACAACCAAAUAAAGACAAGGAUCCGUUUGCAGUUUGGGGAAAACCGUUGGGACUUCCAUCCCCAGCGCCACUGAAUGAUGACAACAUGAGAACCACGCCCAAGAAGGAACGCCGAAUGAUCAUCAGCAAGACCCGAUUGAACAACGAAAAGAAUCUACGUAAACGGUCCGAAUCGCCGAUCAAGGCAGCGAAAAAACCGGCUCCCGUGUAUGUUGACCUGUCGUACGUACCGCACCACGGCAACUCAUACUACGCUAACGUGGAGUUCUUCAAGAGAGUCCGAGCCCGCUACUACGUAUUCUCCGGAACAGAGCCGAGCCGCGAGGUGUACAACGCCCUACUGGAGGCUAAGCAAACGUGGGAAGAUAAAGAUCUAGAGGUAACUAUCAUUCCAACUUAUGACACCGACGUGCUCGGCUACUGGGUUUCGGAGAACGAGGAUCUACUAGCGAAGUACCAUAUCGACCUCUCACCGUCGGCCGCACGCUGCACGAUCAACCUACAGGAUCAUGAAACGUCAUGUUCGGCCUAUCGACUGGAGUUCUAGGCGACGGGGAUCUUUGUAGCUUUCUCGAAUGACAUCCACACAGUCCACACCCAGUCCCAGUCGGCAUCAUCUUCGCGUAGCACCACCGUGGCGUCCGUUCCCGUAGUAACUGUAGCGGUGGAGACAAGCGAAGUAAAGUUGCCCUAAAUACAACAUUGGUCAAAAGGCCACAUUGACCGGAAAACACCUGCAGGGCAAUGAACAUAAAUUGUAGUAUUUUCGUUCCCAAUCGAUAGGAAUCCUUAGGAUCUCUUGCAAAUAGUGACUAAGUUUCUCCUUCUGGUAGCUGGAAGGAGAGAUUUAGAUUUUUUCUAUGCAUGAAACUAUAUGUUUAUCAACCCAACAUAUUUUUAUUUAUGUUCAGUAUACAGAAACAUAUACUAUUAACAAAUAACCGAUAGUUAGUUUAGUAAUUACAACUAGCCUAAACAAGCAAAUCACCUAGGAGAAGACAAUGAAAAUGAGCUUAAUGAUCACUCUAAGAAUCCGACAAUUGAUAGAGAGAAAUUCUCUAAAAAAGACGAAUCGAAAACAAUGGAAUAUCAUCUCUGAGCAUGAUUGCAACUCGAGUCUUGAAGCAAACAAAGACAAGCCAAACACAUCCAACUAGUCGACCGAAUGAAAGACGUUACAACUGCUACUACUACUACUACUACUUCUACUACUACCACAGCAACAGUACUGUUAGAGUACUGCUACUACAAACAGGAGACAUUUAGGAUAUAAUUCAUACCAGUACCUAUAGAUGCGAAAUCAAGAAUUUUAGUAUUUACUACCGAUUAAUUUGGUUCUCCCUCAGACGCUAGAGCAAGGUAGAUAGUGUUGUGAUAUUGUUUUUAGGGAAAAAAUUGUUAGCCACAGUGUAAAACGAAUUAAAACAUUUCUCAGAUUUCCUAAUUGAGUCGGUAAACACGAGUUCCAACAUUCCAAUUCGUUCGCGUUAAUUACCCAAUUCAAGUUUCUUUCUAAGGCCUACUUAGAUACCACGUGGCCGUAGCUGUUGUCUUGCGUGAGGAACGUGUUUACCGGUCAUGUUCUUUUCACAAAUCAGUACGUUAAAUGAAUGCAAAAACUGGUCUCGCACACAGAACCAUCAUUCGACCGUAUUCCAUGGAAAAAUUCAGCGUUGAGCAGCGAGAUUUCAGGUAACUUCCGUCUAAAGUAUUUAUCAAGUACACAUACACACAGAAGAAACUCACAACCACACGCCAUAUUUUAGAGAGCACUUUAACGUUUUCACAUGUGUGACCCCCGAAACCGACGCCAUUUUGGAGGAAUUUUUACAACAAUCAAUAUAGCAAUUAUUAGCAAACAAAUAGCAGGCUUAUUCAAAAUGAAUAAAAGAAAAUUUAAAUCGCAAAUCUUGCUGCUCGUCGCGAGAGAUUAAUUUUGCACUAGUCUUCUGCCAUUUUUUCUCAAGCGGUCAAUGAUUGGUUUUAAUCACGAAGAACAUUCUUAUUAAACUAUUACACGGAAUAUAAUAAACAAAAUAUAUAUUUACGAUUGUUGAAUCUAUUGACUCGUUGGCCCGAUUAAUGACAAGACGCACGAUAGAAUGAGGACUCGUAUAUUUUUAUAUACACUGAAUAUUCUUACAAAAUGUUCGAGAUGGAGCAGUCCUUCGGAAAACAGGAGCGCGGACUGCGGCAACGGUUAGACUGGAACCUUGGAAGUUGAACAGUUGUUUAUUACAAAGGACUCUUUACUAUCUGCUAAUAAAAAAAUAUUAUGAUAAAGCAACUACAAAAAAAAGCCCUAUUAUAUAAACAAAUAAAUAUUUUCUUUGGAUCGUUUCUCAUUGUUCUGAAACAAAAAAAAAUAAACUUCCUUACCUUGCAUCUUUCAUUAGGGUCAUGUUACGGUACGAAACAAUCUUCAAAACAAAGAUAUGUAUUUACGCAGUGAAAAAUAUAAUAAUUUUACCGGAAUAAGCGGGCUAAGAAACCAAAAAACAACUGAAUUCCCUGUAAAGUAGUAAGACAUCAUUGCUAGAAAACAAGCGAAUGUCCAUAAAAAAUUAUGCGAGACCUUCAAUUGAGGCUUUGCUUGUAUUUCCUGUUUGUUUUUUGACCAUUAUAAUUUAGAGUUCGACUAUUUAGCAUUGGUUCGAUCUGGUAAUAACAUACUUCAAUGCAAGUAAUAAAAAAAUGUUUCUUAGAGUAACAGAACAAUGUUAUCCUUGAUCAAAUAUUACACAACCACACGCAGUUGAUUGCUACUAAAACAAGAAUCUUAGAAGCUAAAAAAUAUUAGUGAUGUUUACGCCUGCUAUUACUAAUACAAGUGUUAAUUAUUAAGACAAAUUCAGUAUAAAAGCAACAAAAAAAAAUAAACAACAAAAUGUCAGCGAAAACUGGGACAGAAAAGUGAUUGUUGAAAGACAUUUGACAAUUUUUUAUACACGAUUUUAAGCUUUUACAGUAGCGCGAUGACGACCACUAUUGAGCAGCAGACACGAACAAAAAAUACGAACAGCGAAAAAUCGAACGCAAAAUGAGUUAUAAAGAUUCAAUGGUGGUAAAACGGCAUAAAUCUAGAAACAGGAAACAAAGUAUUUAUUUCGUUUAAAUCUGAGUAAACAAUACAACAAUUUGUGUUUGGAUCAUCCAGGAUGAUGAACUGUAGAGAAGCUUUUGGCUACGCCUUUUCUUGUUUUGUUAAGGUUGAACGUGAGCAGUGUCAACACGCUUAUAGCGAAAUAAGCACUGUAGAUGUAAUCAAAAUUAUCGAGUCUCGUACAUUGCUUAAACCGACCGAGUAAAUGGACACCAGUAAUAGGAAAAAAAACACACAGUACUUGCUAAGUCAGGUGCUAGCAAAAUGCCGGAAAUGCCUUUUCUAGGAAAAAAAUAUCAAAAACCCUACGGCAGACAGUGUCGCAUAAUACAGAAAUGAAGAAAUGUGAUGAAUAGGAAAACAAAGGAGAUUAACAGUAAAAAUAUGGCUUAAAAUGAAUGCUGCAUAAUGAAAGACUUAUCGGAUUUCGUCUCUUUUCUUAAUGUUUGGUUGUAAAUCAUUUUAUAGUACGCGAAAUAUAUAAAAUAUAGCAGUUUUUCCUAGAUUGCAGGCAUGUAUGCAAUAAGUUUAUUUAUUGUUUGGUUCGAGAAAUGGACUAGGAGAGAAGACUAAAGCGAAAAUGAUAUUAGAUUAAACAAAGUUAUAAGCAACUUUUUUGAAGUAAAAGAAAUAAAAAAUACACACACACA